AUGGGAUCUGUAAUGCAACCGAACACUCCACCAAAAUUGUCGCGGCGCGCCGGGCAUUUAGCAGCUCUUCCGACCCCAAUUGAGCGCAGCUCAGCUUCUAAAAUGCAAAAUUUACUUGUCAUUGGUUUUUCUCUACUCUGCCUUGUUUCGGCCUACCAGGAUCCCAAAAUUGACCACAGGGAAGUUCGAUGUUUAGUAUGUAAAGCAGUAGUUGAUGAAAUGGACAAAGCAGUAGAAAAAGUUGAUCCUAAAAGAAAAGUAGAUAUUGGGGGUUAUCGUUUGGAUUCAUAUGGAAACAAAGAACAAAAACAGGUUCAAUAUGCUCGCUCUGAGCUUCAUCUCACAGAAGUUAUGGAAGAGGUGUGCAAUAAAAUGGAUGAUUACGUGCGAGGCAGAUUCAAAAGUAACAAUGUCCUCACUCUCUUGAAACUCAUUGACGAUAGUGGCAGUAUGAAUCCAUUGAUGAGUGAAGUUGAUCUCAUCCAAGAUUCAGACCUGAAUAAGAGUCUCAAAUUCUAUUGUGAAGGUAUCGUUGAAGAAUUCGAAGAACCAAUUCUUAAAUUAUAUGCAGACCAUGCUGAAAAUAUGAAAACUCGUUUAUGUGUAGAUUCAACUAAUCUCUGCCCAAGCAGUACAGAUGAAGACAAUGAUACUGAAUCAGAUUAUUUUUCUGAGGAAAGAGAUGAACUGUGAAAAUUUCCUAUUUUUAUGUUUUGAAAAAAAGUGUUCUCCUCUAAAAUGUUCACACUCAUUUUUUGAAAAUAAUUUUUAAAUUUUGAAUUAAUGGAAGAAACAAAAAUGUUGCUGUCUGUUAUUGUUCAAGGCAGAAAGCUACUUGUAUUUCAAAAUUUUGUUUCACUGAUGAAUUUCAUUAAUCCUUGAUUUCUGUGAUUUCAUGCUCAGUAGUAAGCAGUAUUUUCCAGGCAUUGUAAUAGUUGAAUGAGCUAUCGUGAUCUUGUAUCAAGAAAAGAACAGUAUUUGUGUGUAUUGUAAUAUGUUGGGUGAAAUAUUAAAUUGUAUUUAAAUUUUCUCAAGUGUUUUUUAUAAAAUGGGUAGAAGAGCAGGCUUGAUGGCUUGAACCUUGCCAAGUAUAAUAAGGCAUUAUUAGAUUAGAUAAAUUAUUUGCCAUUGCUUUGUUUUGAAUUGUAAUUGGAAGAAUGGCAAAUUUUUUUUGAAUGCAUAUAAAUUGGUAUUGCAAUUAACAAUGAAGUCCCAACCAAUAUGCAAUAUAUAUUGGAUAAAUUUUAUUAAUAUUUUGAUAUAUUGGUUUCUUUUGAUUUGAGGUCCAGGAUGAUAGGAAAAAUAAUUUAGUAUUAAUAGACUGCGUUGGUUUGCACAAUUCAAAACCAAUAUGUGAUAAUUUGUAUAUGACAAUAUUCUUGUUCCCGAAUUACUUGUAUAUCCAUAUUCCUUUCACAGUGCAAUAUAAAUUCAAUCGUGUCAUUCAUAGAAAAUGCCAAAUCAAAUACAAGAAACGAAUAAAAUAUUGAAUCCAAAACUUGGAUUGGUGUUAUUGGUUUUCACUGUAUAAAGAAAUAUUACUUGAAAAAUUAUUCAAAUAUUUAAAAAUUGCACAUACAUCAUUAAAUUUUGUAAAAGCAGUAUGUGUACAUGGCAAGGGCAGUGUCAUUCAUAUGGCUUGACUUUUGAUCAGAAAAAAAUUGAAUUGUGACAUAGAUCUCACUCCAUUAUAAAAUUGUAUGGUUCUAUUGAAGUGAAGAAAGAGGGGUGUAUUAUUUUAGCAUUAUCAGUUAUGCGUGAGUGAAUAUCAAAAAAUUGCAUGUUUUGUAUUCAUUCUCAGAAAAGUUGUGUAUUUUGCUGAAUGUAGUUUCUACAUCAGUGCACUCAUUGUUUUGAAUAAUUAAUUUGUGGAAUUUAAACUUUUCUAGAUUAAACUUUUUUUCAUUUAUUGAGAUGUAAAACUACAUUUUUAUACAUAAUGUAUUUCUUCCAGUCAUUAUUAUUCAUUGAUUGUUCUUAAUUCUUGUUUGUAGCAGUUGUUUUGUUGGGUUUGGAUUGAGUGUUGAAAAUGCAGGAAGUGAUCUAAGGAUAUUUAAGAGUCAUGUAUGCAAGUGCUUCAUUUUUUUGCAUCAUUUUUAUUUAUUUUGUAGGUUGUGAAAAUGAUAUAACAAUCUAAACAAAAUGAAUAGAAAAUUGUAGUUUUGUUUGAUGGAAUUUUAGUACAUUGAAGUAACUUAAUGAUCCUUAUUUCCUAAAAUGAUGAAUGACUUGAUAAAAUCUCUUAUUGAACUAGAGUGAUUGUGUGUUGUCAGAAUGUUCAACAUGUUGAACUUGAGAGUACAAACUAUUGUCUAUUGCAAUACUUCAGUAUGUAAUUUACAAAAUUUGAUGGAAAGUCUAAAAAAAUUCCACAAUAGUGUGUUUGGAUUUCAUUUAAUUUCCAUGUGACACAAAUAAUUAAUAUUUCCCAAUCAAAUUAUUUUUAUAUACUUCAAAUAUUUUUUAAAAGUAUUUUUUUACUGAAUGUUUACAUUAACAAGAAAACAUAUGUUGAAAUAAAAAAAAGCUUCUUAAAUACACAGGGUUGAUAUAUUAGAAGUUUUAGUCCUAGGAGCGCUUGCUAAAGAAGGAACGAAACGGUAAUGGAAUAUGUUUUGUGCAAGUGCACCAAUUUUGUUGUGUUGGUGCUAGAGAGAUAUGGUUAUAAACUGUGAAUAAUAUUGUUUUAUUGAUGGAAUGUUUAUUUCAGUUUGACAUCCAGAAGAACAUUCCUAAAUAGUGUAUAGUGCUGAUUAUUAAAAAAUGGGGAAAUGGGAAGUUUGAGGUGAAUUUUAUUGUAAACUGCAAAGCAGUGAAUCAUCCCUUACUGAAUGGAAGUAAAAAAGUUCCUUGAAGCGGUAAAUGGUGACCAUUUCUGAACUAUUAUUUUCAAACCUGUGGAAAUACAGUGGGUUCUAGCUAAUUUCAUCAUUCAUUUUUUGAUGUGAUCUAGAGACGUCUCUCUUAAACUUCUGAUUUGAACCAAUGAGGAAAAUUGAUAUAUAUUAAUGAUUAGUUUUCUUUAGUAUCUGAAAUAUUGAAAGGAGGACAGUUGUGUAAGGUUGUGAAUUUCUGGAUACUAACAAGUGUUUUCAAAUGUUCCAAAUAACUGUGCAAUCACACUAUUCUAUUGUAUGGCCCAAGACAGAAGAGAUUGCUGAGAAGCCAUUGAAAUAAGCCGUCUUUAUUUGAAUGUUUAUUACACAUUUUCUCAUUGAUUUGAAUUUUAGAAAAAGCAGAUUGUUUCCAAGUACCUCUUGGUGUUCAAUGUAUAUUAUCAACAUAUUCAUUCUUGAGAUUGUGAACAAAUUUUUGCACAUUCCCAGACAACUGUUGACAAUAAUAAUGGGUCCUAUGGUUAACUACAAUUUUUUCCCUAAUGUGUAUUUUUGUAUAUCGUAGUUGUAAUUGGGGAUAUUCAACUUCUGAUCCUUGAAGUAUCGAUACUUGUGUUUUCUAUUAAAUGGAAUAGAUAUUUUGAAUGGUUGAUCCAUACCAAAAGUGACAUGUGAUUACUAGCCUAUUAUAAAUUGAUUGUUUCAGUCAUUAACAUUUUAUGCAGUUGUUUCCUGCAUUAAUGAACUGAUGCUUAGAGUAAAAAAUGUUGACUUUUUGAUGCUUUUCUUUGUUGUUGGUAUGGAUACCAAAUUUUAUUCCAGCCAAACUGUUAUAUCCCUGGUUAUAACAGUAAUAAUAAGUGAAGCAAUUUCAGGCAUAACUCCAGAUUUGAGCAAUUGCCUGUUAUCAUUGAACUUGCAUAAUUUCUUUGGUUUCCAUGUUGUUUCACUUCAUAAUAUAAGAAAACAAGUGAUGUUAAAGAAUAUUCUAUGCUAAUAAAAUUCUGUGCUCAAGUCCUUUCAGUGUAAAUAGAAUAGAUGAAUUGAUGAAGAUAGGAUGUCUGACAAGUGUUAUCCAGAUGCAUUUAUCAAGGAAAUUGUUUUUCAUUGUAGAAUAUUCUUUUAAAUCCAAAGCAAGAAUCAGAAUAUAUGUGUUGUGUGAUAGUAAUGUGUCAGGAGUCUGAAUAGUUGGUAGUAUUUUUUAUGGUUGUUUCUGUUGUUACCGUAAUAUCAAAAGCAUACGUUCUUCUGUUAACGGUGUUUAUGCUGGCAUUGAUUGGUUGUGAAUUUAUGUUUUUGGAUAAAUUUGAAACAAAGUAUAUUUUGAUGUAGUUUUCAAUAAAGUAUUAUUACAAAUUUGUCCAACAAAAUCUCUAAAAAUUUCUUGUCUUCCAUGUUUAAUAGUAGUUCUUGGAGGCUAUUGUAAAUGUUCCCUGAAUCGCUUAGCUGCCUCAUUGAAACAGGAAACAUAUCAACUUGGAAUACCCAUCCUCAUCUCUGAGCAGCAUGCACAAAAUCUUGAAUGCAGAGCGCUGUUAGUGCCUUUUAAUGUUAAUUUGUUAAAAAGCUUCACACUUGAAACACUUCUUGUUAUGUUUACAAUUUCAGUGAGAAAAAAACAACAUAAGAAACAGUUGAAAUCAUCCAAAAAGUUUUUUCACUGUAAGCAGAUGAAAUCUAAACAUUUGUACAAGC
This is a messenger RNA of Gryllus bimaculatus (two-spotted cricket), 4532 nucleotides long. NCBI's taxonomy places the organism in Eukaryota, Metazoa, Arthropoda, Insecta, Orthoptera, Gryllidae. The record is from the annotation of a GenBank genome assembly.